Xenopus tropicalis (tropical clawed frog) is the source of this 6973-nucleotide messenger RNA. RefSeq names its product slit guidance ligand 2 (gene slit2). Gene Ontology annotation, biological process: animal organ development; axon guidance. The record is from RefSeq and is a predicted model, not a curated record. The transcript has 39 exons. Gene Ontology annotation, molecular function: signaling receptor binding; calcium ion binding. Bases 740 to 5254 code for a protein of 1504 amino acids. Lineage: Eukaryota; Metazoa; Chordata; Amphibia; Anura; Pipidae. Gene Ontology annotation, cellular component: extracellular region; non-collagenous component of basement membrane.
GCAGGACAAGCAUGUUCCCUAUCAGGAUCCCCCCUGAGCUCGGAAUGGGGAGGCUCUUCCCCUGAUGGCGACACAUUUCAAUGCAGCCCUGUAGGAGGUAUUCAGCGCUAGAGCAAUGUGCUUGUGUGUAAGUGGGACCGUGUCAUUGGAUUUAGGAGGAGACGGAGCAGUGAGAAGGUGCUGUGCCUUUAAGAGCAGUGUGUUUGUUUAGAACCUCCUCCUCUGCCUCCCCGGCCGCACUGUGCACUUACUUAGCAGUCAGGCUCUGGGCAGCAGCAUGGGAACCGUAUUCCCUCUAUUUACACAGGGCUCCACUCAGAUGCUGCCCACUCACUCCAACUAAGUUGUGCGGAACGUACCUGCCUGCCGGCCUGAGCCCGGGGAUAUCCGAGCAAUAGCAAAGCCACACAGGGAUUGUGUCGGAGAUACAGAGAGAGGAAAGGAUUGCUGGGGCUGCUGUAGGCAACAAUCACAAUCAGCCACUCUGUGCGCUCUGACAGGAAUAUAACAGCUUUGCCUUUGGAUGUUAGAGGUGUGCGCCCAGCCAGCAUUGGGGAUAAGCUGCCUAUUCCUCCUCACAAACUUGCCAUAAACACAGAGAAAUACCCUGUGAGAUCACAUUGCCCGGCAGUUGUCCUGUCUGUGGUGACAUCUAACACUUCUUGUCUGGGUUCUUUCCUUGGGUGGCUUUGUGUCAGUUUUUUGUUUUGGUUUUUUUUUUUUUUGUUGGUUUGGCCAAAUGUUGCCAAGUGUUGUGAAGAAGAAGAUGUGCUAUAUUGGGUUCUGGAAGCUGUCCGUCUCUUUGGGUUUAGUACUGGUCACACUAAGCGAGGUGGCACCUCAGCCUUGCCCAGCUCAGUGCUCUUGUACGGGCACCACCGUGGACUGCCAUGGGCUUACCCUGCGUAGCGUGCCCCGCAACAUCCCAAGGAACACCGAGCGCCUGGACCUGAAUGCCAAUAAUAUCACUAGAAUCUCCAAGACAGACUUUGCUGGAUUAAGACACCUCCGCAUCUUGCAGCUUAUGGAGAACAAGAUUACCACAAUUGAAAGGGGAGCAUUCCAAGACCUGAAAGAACUGGAAAGACUGCGCCUUAACCGAAACAAUCUGCAGGUGUUCCCUGAACUGCUUUUCCUGGGGACUCCAAAGCUUUACAGACUUGACCUCAGCGAGAACCAGAUCCAAGCCAUCCCGAGAAAGGCAUUUCGUGGUGCAGUAGAUAUUAAAAAUCUGCAGCUGGAUUAUAACCAGAUCAGCUGUAUUGAAGAUGGGGCAUUCCGAGCACUGCGCGACCUGGAAGUACUCACCCUCAACAAUAACAAUAUUACGCGACUUUCCGUGGCGAGCUUCAACCACAUGCCUAAACUCAGGACCUUUCGACUCCAUUCCAACAACUUGUACUGUGACUGUCACCUCGCUUGGUUAUCCGACUGGCUGCGCCAGAGGCCCCGAGUGGGUCUCUACACCCAGUGCAUGGGACCCAUUCACCUGAGAGGGCAUAACAUUGCUGAGGUUCAGAAGCGAGAGUUCGUCUGCACUGAUGAGGAAGAAGGUCAGCAGUCAUUUAUGGUCCAUUCUUGUAGCGUCUUGCAUUGCCCUGCCGCUUGUACAUGCAGCAACAAUAUUGUAGAUUGCCGUGGAAAGGGGCUGACUGAGAUACCCACCAACCUCCCGGAGACAAUAACAGAAAUGAGACUGGAGCAAAAUUCGAUCAAGGUCAUUCCUCCAGGAGCAUUCUCACCAUAUAAAAAGUUGAGAAGAAUUGAUUUAAGCAACAACCAGAUUUCUGAAAUAGCCGCAGAUGCUUUCCAAGGCCUGCGUUCACUCAACUCCCUUGUUCUCUAUGGAAAUAAAAUCACAGAGCUCCCUAAAGGCUUGUUUGAAGGACUGGUCUUAUUACAGUUGCUGUUACUCAAUGCCAACAAGAUUAAUUGUUUACGAGUAGACUCCUUCCAAGAUCUGCACAACCUGAACCUUCUAUCUUUGUACGACAACAAACUUCAAACCAUCGCCAAAGGCACAUUUGCCCCGCUCCGCGCGAUCCAGACGCUGCAUUUGGCUCAGAACCCGUUUAUCUGCGACUGCCAUCUGAAGUGGCUGGCGGAUUAUCUCCAUACAAACCCCAUUGAGACCAGUGGUGCCCGCUGCACCAGCCCCCGCCGACUGGCAAACAAAAGGAUUGGGCAGAUCAAAAGCAAGAAAUUCCGCUGCUCAGGCACAGAAGACUACCGAUCCAAGCUGAGCGGAGAUUGUUUUGCAGACUUGGCCUGCCCAGAAAAAUGUCGCUGUGAAGGAACCACUGUGGAUUGUUCCAACCAAAAACUUACCAAGAUUCCUGACCAUAUUCCCCAGUACACAGCUGAGUUGCGCCUCAACAACAACGAAUUCACAGUUUUGGAGGCAACUGGAAUCUUCAAGAAACUUCCCCAGCUUAGAAAAAUAAACCUGAGCAACAACAAGAUAACAGAUAUUGAAGAAGGGGCUUUCGAAGGUGCCAAUGGCGUGAAUGAGCUACUGCUAACAAGUAAUCGCAUGGAAAAUGUGCGCCAUAAGAUGUUCAAGGGCCUGGAAGGAUUGAAAACCCUGAUGCUCAGAAGCAAUCGCAUUAGCUGUGUGAAUAAUGACAGUUUCACCGGGCUGAGCUCGGUUCGCCUGCUCUCCCUCUAUGACAAUCAAAUUACUACAGUGGCUCCCGGUGCAUUCGACACGCUGCAUUCUCUCUCUACAUUGAACCUUUUAGCGAAUCCAUUUAAUUGCAACUGCCACCUGGCUUGGUUGGGCGACUGGCUUAGGAAGAAGCGCAUUGUCACAGGAAACCCUCGAUGCCAAAAGCCCUAUUUCCUUAAGGAGAUUCCAAUCCAGGAUGUGGCUAUACAAGAUUUUACUUGUGAUGAUGGGAAUGAGGACAAUAGCUGUUCGCCGCUGUCUCGCUGCCCUGCCGAGUGCACUUGUUUAGAUACUGUUGUUCGAUGCAGUAACAAAGGACUGAAGUCUUUACCCAAAGGCAUCCCUAAGGAGGUCACAGAACUAUAUUUGGAUGGAAACAUGUUUCCACUUGUUCCAAAGGAACUUUCUAACUAUAAGCACUUGACCCUUAUCGACCUGAGCAACAACCGAAUCAGCACUCUUUCUAACCACAGCUUCAGCAACAUGACCCAGCUCCUCACCCUGAUUCUUAGUUACAAUCGCCUCCGGUGCAUUCCACUCCGGGCAUUUGAUGGGUUGAAGUCUCUGAGACUUUUAUCCUUGCACGGCAAUGACGUCUCUGCUAUACCUGAAGGGGCAUUCAAUGAUCUUUCCUCACUGUCACAUCUAGCUAUUGGGGCGAACCCUCUGUAUUGUGAUUGUAACCUGCAGUGGCUUUCCGACUGGGUGAAGUCAGAAUAUAAAGAACCUGGGAUCGCAAGGUGUUCUGGGCCUGGGGAAAUGGCUGAUAAGCUCCUCCUCACCACCCCCUCCAAAAAGUUCACCUGCAAUGGGCCUGUAGAUGUCAGCAUUCUUGCUAAAUGUAACCCCUGCUUAUCCAAUCCUUGCAAGAACGACGGCACCUGUAACAACGAUCCUGUCGAAUUCUACCGAUGCACAUGUCCCUAUGGCUUUAAGGGACAAGACUGCGAUGUACCAAUCCAUGCCUGCAUCAGUAACCCGUGUCGGAAUAGUGGUACCUGCCAUUUAAAGGAAGGGGACAAAGACGGCUUCUGGUGCGCUUGUGCCGAAGGAUUCGAAGGUGAAAACUGCGAGGUCAACAUUGACGACUGUGAAGAUAACGACUGCGAGAAUAAUUCUACUUGUGUCGACGGCAUUAACAAUUACACGUGCCGCUGCCCACCGGAAUACACAGCUGCUAAAUUGAAUGAGGUGGAAAAAGGUGAACUUUGUGAAGAAAAACUGGAUUUCUGCUCCCAAGAUGUCAAUCCAUGUCAGCAUGACUCAAAAUGCAUCCUGACACUGAAAGGCUACAAAUGUGACUGCACCCCCGGAUAUAUUGGGGAACACUGUGAUAUCGACUACGAUGAUUGUCAGGAGAACAAGUGCAGAAAUGGAGCCCGUUGCGUUGAUGCAGUGAAUGGUUAUACUUGUGUCUGCCCAGAAGGAUACAGCGGUUUGUUCUGUGAAUCGGCGCCACCAAUGGUUUUACCUCGCACAAGUCCUUGUGACAACUUUGAAUGUCAAAAUGGAGCCCAGUGUAUCGUGAAAGGAAAUGAGCCUCAGUGCCAGUGCUUGCCCGGAUAUCACGGAAACAAAUGUGAAAAACUAGUCAGUGUAAAUUUUGUGAACAAAGACUCGUUUAUCCAAAUUCCUUCGGCAAAGAUCCGCACUCAGGCCAACAUCACUCUGCAGGUCGCCACGGAUGAAGACAGUGGGAUCUUACUCUAUAAAGGUGACAAGGAUCAGGUAGCGGUGGAGUUGUAUCGUGGGAGAGUGAGAGUUAGUUACGACACUGGAAUUAACCCUGCAUCUGCCAUUUACAGCGUUGAGACUAUAAAUGAUGGAAAUUUCCAUGUUGUGGAAUUGGUAAACCUGGAUCAAACACUGUCACUGGUCGUUGAUGGAGGAACCCCUAAAUCCAUUACGAAUUUACCAAAACAGUCAUUAAUAAGUAUUGACUCCACCCUUUACAUAGGAGGUAUGCCCAUGAAAAAUAACAUUGCAGGUCUUCGACAGUCUUCAAGUCAAAAUGGCACCAACUUCCUAGGCUGUAUUAGGAACCUGUACAUCAAUAAUGAACUACAGGACUUCAGAAAACUAAAUCUCCAAGCUGGAGUUCUUCCUGGCUGUGAACCUUGCCAUAAAAAAGUCUGUGUCCAUGGCACAUGUCUGGCUACUAGCCAAGCUGGCUUCACUUGCGAAUGCGAAGGAGGAUGGACAGGACAACUGUGUGAUAUCCAGUCCAACGAUCCCUGUCUGGGAAACAAGUGUGUCCAUGGCACGUGCCUCCCCAUUAAUUCAUUCUCCUACAGCUGUAAAUGCCUUCAGGGCUUUGUGGGGGUUCUCUGUGAUGAACCUGAAGAUCAGCCCAAUCCCUGCCAAUCCAUUAAAUGUAAACACGGAAAAUGCAGGCUUUCGGGCUUAGGGAAAGCCUAUUGUGAAUGCAACAGUGGUUAUACAGGGGACAGCUGUGAUAAAGCUUUCACUGAUUUAUCCCAACGAAUUCCACAGAAAUCUCUUGCCGAGGGGAACGGGUCAGAGAUUACUACCAAAGGCAGCAAGGUUAUGCUGCUUGCCAGACGACCGAGAAGGUAUCAAGACUAGAAUGCAAAGGAGGAUGCUCAAAUGGUCAGUGCUGUGGGCCACUGAGGAGCAAAAGGCGGAAAUAUGCUUUUGAAUGCACAGAUGGUUCAUCCUUUGUGGACGAGGUGGAGAAAGUCAUAAAGUGCGGUUGUACAAAGUGCCCCUCCUAAACAUGUAAACACCAUGAGUCUUUUGAAAAUGUUGUAUACCUAUUGACCAUGUUGGACUAAUUAAAGUUUCAUAGUGGAAAUAUUUGAAUUCUAUUGUAAAAUACAGAAACGGACUUAUUUUUAUUAUGAGAGAGAAUUUUCCUCAGUCUUAAAAAAAAAAAGAAAAAAGAAAACGGAGAAAAAAAAAAAAAGAGAAGGAAUUGCUGAUGCCUGAACUUUUCAUAAGAGGAGCUGAAAAAGGAACUUGAAAAAUUCUGUGGAGAUUCAGCUUCACUGAGGGGUAAUGCAGUUUCUCUUGGACACGGAUAAGACUGGUGCUCGUUUGGCCAGGACAAAAACAUACGUGGCUACAUAUCACCAUUCCCAGGCCUGUAUUGGCACGGCAUGUGGGGAGCACCACAACGAUACGACAAAGGCAAAGCUGUGAACGACGAGGGAUCAAAAUAUUUGUAUUCUUAUAUUGGGUGACUGAGCGGCGUAACUAUUGGGAGAAGCUGCAAGCAUUCCGGCCAAUCCACAAACCAAUCCACAUUUGGACUUUCAUUGAGUUUAACUGUUUUUCUGUUAUUGAUUGCGUUCAUGUCAAAUGAUAGCACAAACAUCUUACACAAGUGUUCAACAAUCCCUUUACCAGUAUUAUUCUUGUUUUGUAAGAUAACGUUUAACUGCGUCAUUAGAGAAGUAAGCGUCGGGUAGUUUUAUCAUUAGGAACAACUGUACAAGUUUGAAAGCGGUAUUCAUACUGAACCAUAUGUAUUUAUUGUAUCCACGUACAGCUUCCUUAACAUUUCUAGGUUCUCCCCCCCCUUUUUUUUUUUUUGAUGUUUUAAUAUAUAUAAAUAUAUUAAUUUAUAAAGAUCCUGAUAUUUUUCUAUUUUGAUAAAGAAUACUCAAAAGUCAGGAUUUUUCUUUACAUUUUGUAAUAGAACUAACACAAGUCAAACGUCUUAGGCUGAUAUGUUCCGUCUGGUGAUCAUUCGCUCGUGGUCGUAAAAUGGCGGCCGUUGUGCAGAGACAGGUGUCUCAGAAUACGUUAUACCUGAGGAACGUACACUGUACAGAAGGAAGAAGUGUCUCUUAUACAGGAAGCUCCACAAACAUAAUAGAAUUUUAUGUUUACAUGAAAUUUGAAAUUGUGUAUUGGACAAUAAAUCAGAACAUGGAAAUUCUCCCAAUCGAUUUUACCAUGAAGUUUAUGUUUCUUUUAGAGCAGAAUAUGCAGACAGAAACUGUGAUUCCCCCCCACCCCCCUUUUAAUAAAACUACUAUAGUACCCUGUGGUCCUCAUGUUAAUAUGUUGCUGCUAAACUCCAGUAUACAGUCGAUUAUGUUGGUAGUGGGCUCCUUUCCUAAAAAAAUAAAAAUGAUACCCAGGGCACUCUGUAAAAAUGCAGAUUUUAUGUUCAAUAUGUUUUUUUUUAUUUUAUAUAUAUAAAUAUAUAUAAAAAUAUUUUUUUUUUUUAUAAAACAAAUAAGUUAGGUGUACAUGUAUAAUGCUGUGUGCUUUGUCUUAUUUGGACUGAUAUCAGUAUUGCGACUGAUGUUUGUAAAUUAAACAGAUAUUACUUUA